AUGGAUGAGGGGGCUCAGCCGAGCAGCCCCCUGGAGCCCCCCGGGGCGGGCAGCGAGGAGGAGGAGGGGGCCGCCGGCCCGCCCCCCACGCACGGCCUCUGCCCCGGCGAGCGGGACGCGGGCGAGGGGCCGCCCGCCGCCGACGUCAAGCGCUCCCAGCCCCUCUUCAUCCACGCCGGCAGCCGGAAGCCGGCGCCGGAGGAGCCGCGCGCCUCGUCGCUGCCCUGCAUCCCCAACCCCUUCCCCGAGCUCUGCAGCCCCUCCAACUCCCCCAUCCUCAGCAGCCCCACCGGGGGGCAGGGGCCCCCCCGUGAAGGCGCCUCCCACGUGGUGAAGGUGUUCAGCGAGGAUGGCGCGUGCCGCUCGCUGGAGGCGGCGGCGGGCACGACGGCGCGGCAGCUCUGCGAGACGCUGGUGCGGCGGGCGCACGCGCUGCAGGACCACAGCUGGGCCCUGGUGGAGCUGCACCCGCACCUGGCCCUGGAGCGGUGCCUGGAGGACCACGAGUCGGUGGUGGAGGUGCAGGGCGCCUGGCCCCCGGGCGCCGAGAGCCGCCUCGUCUUCCGCAAGAACUUCGCCAAGUACGAGCUCUUCAAGAGCAACGGGCAGUCCCUCUUCCCCGAGGUGAUGGUGGCCGGCUGCCUGGAGGUGAACAAGAGCAUGGCGCACUCGGAGCUCAUCCAGAACUUCCUCAACUCCGGGAGCUGCCCCGAGGUCCAGGGCUUCCUGCACCUGCGGGAGGCCGGCCGCAAGGUCUGGAAGCGAUUCCACUUCUCCCUGCGCCGCUCGGGGCUCUACUACUCCACCAAGGGCACGUCCAAGGACCCCCGGCACCUGCAGUACUUCGCCGACCUCACCGAGUCCAACGUCUACUACGUGACGCAGGGCAAGAAGCGCUACGGGACGCCCACCGAGUUCGGCUUCUGCAUCAAGCCCUGCAAGGCGCGGAGCGGCACCAAGGGCCUGAAGCUGCUGUGCAGCGAGGACGAGCAGAGCCGGACGUGCUGGAUGGCGGCUUUCCGCCUCUUCAAGUACGGCAUGCAGCUCUACCGCAACUACCAGCAGGCGCAGGCCCGGCUCGGCCAGCCCCCCUGGACCGGCCCCACGCCCCUGCGGAGCGUGUCGGACAAUGCGCUGGUGGCCAUGGACUUCUCGGGGUGCACGGGCCGGGUGAUCGAGAACCCCAGCGAGGUGCUGACGGCCGCCCUGGAGGAGGCGCAAGCCUGGAGGAAGAAGACGACGCACCGGCACAGCCUGCCGGCGGCCUGCCAGACCUCCCCGCUCAGCACCGCCAUCCACCGCACCCAGCCCUGGUUCCACGGGCGCAUCUCCCGCGAGGACACCCAGCGGCUCAUCGGCCGGCAGGGCCUGGUGGAUGGCGUCUUCCUGGUGCGGGAGAGCCAGCGCAACCCCAAGGGCUUCGUGCUGUCCCUGUGCCACCUGCAGAAGGUCAAGCACUAUCUCAUCCUGCCGAGCGAGGAGGAGGGCCGGCUCUACUUCACCAUGGAUGACGGGCAGACCCGCUUCGCCGACCUCAUCCAGCUGGUGGAGUUUCACCAGAUCAACCGGGGCAUCCUGCCCUGCAAGCUCCGGCACUACUGCACCUGCGUGGCCCUCUGAGCCUGGCAUGGCACGGCACGGCUAGAACGGCAUGGCCGGCACGGCAUGGCCAACGUGACAUGGUCCUGCAUGGACGGUGUGGGCCUGCACAGCAUGGCCAGCACGGCAUGGCCAAUGUGACAUGGUCCUGCAUGGAUGGCAUGGGCCUGUAUGAAUGGCAUGGUCCUGCACAGCAUGACCGGCACGGCAUGGCCAACGUGACAUGGUCCUGCGUGGGUGUCAUGGGCCUGCACAGAUGGCAUGGUCCUGCAUGGCAUGGCCGGCACGGCAUGGCCAACGUGACAUGGUCCUGCAUGGAUGGCAUGGUCCUGCAUGGCAUGGCCGGCACGGCAUGGCCAACGUGACAUGGUCCUGCAUGGAUGGCAUGGGCCUGCAUGGAUGGCAUGGUCCUGCAUGGCAUGGCCAGCAUGGCAUGGCCAACGUGACAUGGUCCUGCAUGGAUGGCAUGGGCCUGCACGGAUGGCAUGGUCCUGCAUGGUAUGGCCGGCACAGCAUGGCCAACGUGACAUGGUCCUGCGUGGGUGUCAUGGGCCUGCACAGAUGGCAUGGUCCUGCAUGGCAUGGCCGGCACGGCAUGGCCAACGUGACAUGGUCCUGCAUGGAUGGCAUGGGCCUGCAUGGAUGGCAUGGUCCUGCAUGGCAUGGCCAGCAUGGCAUGGCCAACGUGACAUGGUCCUGCAUGGAUGGCAUGGGCCUGCACGGAUGGCAUGGUCCUGCACGGUAUGGCCGGCACAGCAUGGCCAACGUGACAUGGGCCUGCACGGAUGGCAUGGGCCUGCACGGCAUGGCCAACAUGACAUGGUCCUGCAUGGAUGGCAUGGGCUUGCACAGAUGGCAUGGUCCUGCACGGCAUGGCCAACGUGAAAUGGUCCUGCACGGAUGGCAUGGGCCUGCACGGCAUGGCCAACAUGACAUGGUCCUGCAUGGAUGACAUGGGCCUGCACGGCAUGGCCAACAUGACAUGGUCCUGCAUGGAUGGCAUGGGCCUGCACGGAUGGCAUGGUCCUGCACGGCAUGGCCAACAUGACAUGGUCCUGCAUGGAUGGCAUGGGCUUGCACAGAUGGCAUGGUCCUGCACAGCAUGGCCGGCACGGCAUGGCCAACGUGACAUGGUCCUGCAUGGAUGGCGUGGGCCUGCACGGCAUGGCCAGCACGGCAUGGCCAAUGUGACAUGGUCCUGCAUGGAUGGCAUGGGCCUGCACGGAUGGCAUGGUCCUGCACAGCAUGGCUGGCACGGCAUGGCCAACGUGACAUGGUCCUUUACGGAUGGCAUGGGCCUGCACGGCAUGGCCAAUGUGACAUGGUCCUGCAUGGAUGGCGUGGGACAGCGUGGGCAGCACGACGUGGCAGAGCAGGGCCAGCAUGGCACAGCCAGCACAGCAUGGCUGGGCAUGGUCCUGCACGGCACAGCCAGCAUGGUCCUGCGUGGUCCUGCAGAGCACAACUGGGCACAGCCAGCACGGCUCAGCCGCACGGGUUGGCACAGCCGGCACGGCGGAGGGUGGGGGGCACCGGCCACCGCGUCCCCUGCCCGGCCUGCGCGCCCCCCCGGGGCCGCUCCAACUGUGACGUGUUUUAUACGAGCGAGAAUAAAGGUUAUUUUUGCAGA
Molecule: messenger RNA, 3229 nt
Organism: Rhea pennata
Lineage: Eukaryota; Metazoa; Chordata; Aves; Rheiformes; Rheidae
Gene: GRB7
Product: growth factor receptor bound protein 7
Exons: 14
Coding region: 1-1620 (539 amino acids)
Biological process (GO): signal transduction
Source: RefSeq, a predicted model, not a curated record